AUGGAAGGCAAAGACAGCAUUGAUUGGGCUACAAGUGAUAAGCCAGCAGAGUCGGUCGGGCGAACUGCCGGGGCCGAACCGCCAUCCAAGCGCCGGGUCUUGACCGAGGCGCGACGAGAGCAGAACCGAGUCGCUCAAAGGGCGUAUCGCAAGCGACAAAAAGAGCAUCGUAAACAGCUCAAAGAGGCAGAGUCACGCCGCUAUCAAACACGACGACCGCGACCGCUGCUGAAGCGAUGUGACAUCACUUCCAAGCCCAUCAAAUGCUCUCAUGAUACGCCAAGCCGUGUUCAAGAGCCAUUAAAAGCCCAGAUCCUAUCAACACAGGGCACUCCACGCAGCAAUACCAGUGCAUGUCAUGGUCCUGUCUCACUAAUCCAACCACCUCAAGCGGCUGCCGAUGAGACAGGCAACGGCAUCCCCCCAUCAUCCGAUGCGCUGAUUGUAGAAGACGUGGAGAUAGUUGGGAGCAUAAACGCAUCCGAUGUUCAUGACGACAACUUACAGUUGGUUCCGACUCGUCAUCGAUCAGACAGAUCUAGGACCUCGCACUCCUCCAUAAACAGCCAUCAUGUCGAAUCAAUAUUACCAGAUGUGUACCUCAACAUGCUUCAGUUCGAACCAGUAGCGAUAUUCAACGCUGCAUUUCAAAACGCCCUCUCCAUGGGCUUCGACCUGCCAUUUAUUGCCAACUGUGGCGAUCAUUGCAUCUCACCCUUUUACCAACCCAGCCUCGCUUCAACAACCGACCCAACAGCACUUUUGCAACAGGGGGCCGCCUCUACUGCAUCUUUCAAAAACACCAGCAUUCCUAUCCAUCUUCGACCAACACUCGCACAAGUCCUCAUUCCACACCACGCCAGUUUAGAUCUCAUCCCGCUCCCGUUCCUCCGUGAAAGGGCUAUCUUGUUGUCAGCUGCCAUGCCUGACACCUUCAACAGCUGGGAGCUAAAGUUUGAUAUUUAUGGAAGAGGAGGUUUGACUAUUUGGCGACGUAGUCAGUCUGGAACAGAGAGGCGUUCCAAUGCCACGUAUCAGCCUUGGGAUAUGAAGAGCUGGGAGGCUGCACCGUGGUUUUUGAAAAAGUGGACUAUGAUUAUCGGGGAUGAAGAGAGCGAGUUUUAUAAGCAGAGUAUUGGGUGGCAGUUGAUUAGAGAUUUGAUACUCUCGCAAGACAAGUUGCAGGUUGGAAAUGGAGGCGCUUGA
Fusarium keratoplasticum is the source of this 1206-nucleotide messenger RNA. RefSeq names its product BZIP domain-containing protein. The transcript has 2 exons. Gene Ontology annotation, biological process: regulation of DNA-templated transcription. The record is from RefSeq and is a predicted model, not a curated record. The coding region runs from base 1 to 1206 and encodes 401 amino acids. Lineage: Eukaryota; Fungi; Ascomycota; Sordariomycetes; Hypocreales; Nectriaceae. Gene Ontology annotation, molecular function: DNA-binding transcription factor activity.